Molecule: messenger RNA, 2302 nt
Organism: Klebsormidium nitens
Lineage: Eukaryota; Viridiplantae; Streptophyta; Klebsormidiophyceae; Klebsormidiales; Klebsormidiaceae
Source: the annotation of a GenBank genome assembly
GCUGAUUGCGCAGUGGUGGAUGCAGAUCUCUUCUGCGCCCGUGAAUAGACCGUUGCCAGAGCUCUAUUUACCUACCUCCUGUUCGAGUCUGCACAUUUCAUUGGGCGCUGUCUGGUUUCAUCGUUUUAGGUGUGAAUGUGGUGAAAGCUCUGCUGCUUCAAUGAGCUGGCGGCAGAGAUCAAUCUUCUAGAGGACUCUCUGAGCCAUCGAAGAUAGUUGAGCUGAAGAUUUGUAGCGCACAUCAGUUUUGGGUUCCUUCCAGGUUGUACUAGAUGUAGCUGCUGGUUCUUGUCGAGCUGACUCAAUCACCCUAAAAGCGCUCUGAAAUGAGACAAAAUGGCUACCGCUCGCUGCACAAGCAGCCUCAAUGCAACAGUGCUGGCGAGGGCUCCCGAAGUCCGCAGAAGGACCCGAACAGCAGCAGACUAUGGGGCGGAGGGCUCGAGUGUCUGGUUGGAAGAGGAGGUGCAAGACUUCGGGUUGAACGAGGACGUCAUUCUUGCGAAUGUGCCGGUUCAGUCCAAAGAGGAGCAGGAGAAGCUGGCGCGGACACCAGCACAUCCGCAAGCGCUUCGAUGGAUGUUUGCUGCUUACACCGCCAACUGUACGGCUGAGCGAACGUUUCGGUUUGCGGUUCCAGCAGUGAUUGGGCUCCUCAGCAACAGCUUGUUACCCAUCGCUAUCAUCAGUUUUGCGGGACAGGUGGGCGUGUUUGCGCUGGGCCCAAUCAUUGGAGACCUGCUGGAUGAGACCCCCCGGUUACCUGCUCUCAGAAUACUCGCCACUAUGCAAGUCACCUCCAUGGUCGCCUCUGCGUGUGUUACCCUCUACGCCUUUCAGUCUGGCGCCUCUGCCUGUGCAACCGCUGGUCAACUCAUCCGGCGGCCUUGGUUCAUCUUCCUCACGUUAGCGGGGGUUGUUGAACGGUUAGCCGGGAUUGGCUCGGGCGUUGCAUACGAGCGGGAUUGGGUGGUGCAAUUGGCUGGGCCAAAUCGACAUAUCGCUCUUGCAGAGGCCAACGCGCUCCUUCGGCGGCUCGACCUCGGCUCCGAGAUCUUCGGCCCGUUCUCCCUCGGUCUAGUUCUCUCCCGCUUCACCCCGGCCGUGUCCCUCGGGAUCGCCGCCACUGCCGUUGCCGCCUUCCUCCCCCUCCAACUGUUCUUCAUCCACCUGACCGACAAAAUCUCCCGGGGGGCUCUCCGCCGGUACUCGCUCGAGCAGCGCGCGAGGGAAGGGACCCCCCCGAAACGGAAGAGCUUUCUGGAAGCGCUCAAGAACGGCUGGCGGUUAUACCUGCAGCAACCGGUGCUCCCCGCGAGUAUCGCGUACGUGAUGCUGUUCUUCAACGCGGUGCUGUCGCCGGGGGGGCUCAUCACGUCAUUCCUCACGACGCAAGGCAUCAGCCCACAAGUGAUCGGCGGCUUCCGUGGCGCGUGCGCGCUCUUCGGAUUUGCCGCCACGUUCAGCUCCGCGUGGAUCAUCGAGCGCGUCGGCCUGCUGAACGCGGGCGCAUUCGCACUCAGCUUCCAGGCGGCCUGCCUCGCCCUUUCCGUGGCAGUGUACAUUGCCCGCCCGGCUGGCGCCGCGAGCGGUGCUUUCAUGGUCGGGUUCCUGGCGCUGAUUGUGCUGUCCCGCCUGGGCAUGUGGACAUACGACGUGGUCGACACGCAGGUUUUCCAGACCGCGAUUCCCGAGUCCCACAGCAGCGUAGUCAGCACCACGGAGCUCUCGCUGUGCAGCCUCGCCGAGCUGGUCAUGCUCGGGGUCGCGAUGGCCGCGGAGGACCCGCGCAACUUCGGCGCGCUUGCGGCGCUGUCAAUGGCCUCGGUGGUGGGCGCAGCGGUCGUUUACUGCCGGUGGAUUUCCCACCCGUGCGUAGCAAAGAAGGAGUUGUUUGGUCAUGGGAUGGAAGCCGAAAGGAAGGUUUCGAAUGCGGCGUGAGAGAGAUCAAAGAGGUAUACAUGGUGUGCAUAGAUAUGCGCUGCGAAGAUCAAGGUACAUGUGGAGUCAGUUGACCGGUUGCUGAGUGAAUGAUAAGGGAGACGUGGCACAUUGCCGCCCCCACACGAAAGCUGAAACGCAAAUUGUACACCUUGAGACAGCCGGCUCCGCCCGAGAACACAUGUUUAUAAGCCGAUUAGAUUGUCAAACGUAUAUUUUCAGUAGAGAACAUGGACGCCUCCACCGACUUUUAUCUGUAAGCGUUGAAGCCUACAAAACAGUGAGAGCCUUGUCAGAUUCAGAACUAUGAAAGGAAGUUGUUUUCCGAUCGCUUUCGCUUAAAUCAAACGUGCAUUUGAGU